AUGGACAGGGUGGCAAGGUUGGCGUCGCAAAAGGCGGUGGUGAUCUUCAGUAAGAGCAGCUGCUGCAUGUGCCACGCCAUCAAGCGCCUCUUCUACGAGCAAGGGGUGAGCCCCGCGAUCUACGAGCUGGACGAGGACCCACGAGGGAAGGAGAUGGAGUGGGCCCUCGUCCGGCUCGGCUGCAGCAACCCUUCGGUUCCUGCGGUGUUCGUGGGCGGGAACCUCGUCGGUUCGGCCAACACGGUCAUGACCCUCCACCUCAAUGGCUCGCUCAAGAAGCUGCUCAAGGAUGCUGGCGCCUUGUGGCUUUAG
This is a messenger RNA of Linum tenue, 312 nucleotides long. The record is from the annotation of a GenBank genome assembly. NCBI's taxonomy places the organism in Eukaryota, Viridiplantae, Streptophyta, Magnoliopsida, Malpighiales, Linaceae.